AUGCAGGGAAAUCUAAAGCAAGAUCUGUCGCACGACCCGCCUUGCCAUCCGCGUGCAUGCGCUAUUCAAGAUUGCCUGACUAAAAAUUCCUACAAGGAGGAAAGAUGCCAGGCACAGAUAGACGCUCUUUACCAGUGUUGCAACGCAUUCUAUCAGGACCGUGGCGAUCAAGCAUCGACAGUAAGCUGUCCCAAAGCACACUUGCUGCGAUUGAAGAUGAAGCAGCGAGCCCAAGUUGCUGAGAAGCAGUAA
This is a messenger RNA of Penicillium taxi, 252 nucleotides long. RefSeq lists its product as uncharacterized. Lineage: Eukaryota; Fungi; Ascomycota; Eurotiomycetes; Eurotiales; Aspergillaceae. Bases 1 to 252 code for a protein of 83 amino acids. The record is from RefSeq and is a predicted model, not a curated record. The transcript is spliced from 2 exons. Gene Ontology annotation, cellular component: mitochondrial intermembrane space.